Messenger RNA from Notolabrus celidotus (New Zealand spotty), 3076 nucleotides. RefSeq names its product sushi domain containing 1 (gene susd1). The transcript is spliced from 19 exons. The coding region runs from base 74 to 2782 and encodes 902 amino acids. The record is from RefSeq and is a predicted model, not a curated record. Gene Ontology annotation, molecular function: calcium ion binding. Lineage: Eukaryota; Metazoa; Chordata; Actinopteri; Labriformes; Labridae.
AAAAAGAAGAUGGAUAAAGGGGAAGUUAAGUUUUUGGUGAAGUGAAAGAAACAACAGGAAGACUGCAGAGAGGAUGGUUGAGACCAACAGAACAAUGGUCGUGGUUUUUCUCCUCUGUGCCGCUGCAGUGCUAGCAGAGGGCCAGACUCUUGAUGUAUGUGCAAGCUGCCAUGUUAACGCAACAUGUGACGACAAGUCAGACGGCUCUGGUAAAGUUUGCAACUGCAAGUACGGGUUUGUUGGAAAUGGAAGAACUUUCUGUCAAGACAAAGAUGAGUGUCAGAUUGGAGCUAGUAAGAUCUGUGGGCCGCACACCACCUGCCACAACACAUACGGCAGCUACUACUGUACCUGCCUGUCAGGCUACAGCCCCUCUAACAACCUGGACGUCUUUAUCCCCAAUGAUGGAACCAGCUGCCAGGACAUUGACGAGUGCAGCAUCACAGGCCUGUGUGGAGACGGAGGUGUAUGCAGAAAUCUAGUGGGAAGUUUUGAAUGCAGCUGCCAGCUGGGAUACCAAGUCCACAAUGGACCCAAGACCUUCAACCCUCGCAUUAACAAAGCUUUCUGCAAAGUGGUAGACUGUGGCCGACCUGGGUCAGUGAAGGACAUGGUGCUGCUGCCACUCACACAGACCACAUACGGCAGUAUGGCCAUGUUUGAAUGUGCUGAAGGCUUUGUGUGGAGGAGUGGAGACAACAGCUCUGUGUGUGGAGCUGAUGGACGGUGGAUAGGACCAACUGCAGUCUGUGAAGAUGUUGACUGUGGCCCUCCGCCUGCCCUGCCUAACUCUCACAUGCUUUGGAAUAACAGUACAAGGAUGGGCACUGAGGUGCUUUAUGAAUGUUACUCUGGAUAUCACAAUGUUGGAGAGAGCAAUGUAUCGAUGUGUACAGCUGAUGGAGUGUGGGAGAGACCGUCUUUGCUCUGUCGAGAGACCAUGUGUGGAAACCCUCCUAUAAUUGAAUCCACUAACUAUGUGUGGAACAGUAAUUCAACCCCUGGCAACAUUGUGCUAUAUUUUUGUAAGGAGGGCUUUCAGACCAAAGGAGUAUAUAUAUCCAUCUGUAUGGACAAUGGUCAGUGGACACAACCAGCUUUGUCAUGCCAAGAGAUAUUGUGUGGGGUUCCUCCUACACUGCCUCACACUGGGCAUGUGUGGAAUGGCACCUCUACCCCUGGCAGCACAGUGGCUUACUUCUGUAAAACAGGAUUUUAUCACAGUCAAGGGAACAAUAUAUCGUUCUGCACUAUUGAAGGUCACUGGACAGUGCCAGAUAUCUCAUGCACAGAAAUUGACUGUGGUGUACCCACACUCAUUCCUCAUUCAGUCAUGCUGUGGGAUAAUACCUCCACUGUGGGCUCGCAGGCUGUUUAUCAGUGUAACUCUGGAUAUCACAAUGUGGGAGAAGGAAAUGUGUCCGUUUGCACUGCUGAUGGAGAAUGGAAAGAAGCCUCUCUGCUCUGUCAAGAAAUCAGUUGUCAAAAGCCUGCUUUUAAACCUCACACAAAAAUGCUCUGGGAUGGCACAUCACAUCUCAGCAGUGUGGUUCUUUACCAAUGUGAGGAAGGAUAUCACACCAGGGGCCAGAGGAACUCCUCAGUAUGUGGAGUGGAUGGACUGUGGGAGGAUAUUGAUAUGUGGUGUGAAGAUGUAAGCUGUGGUCCCCCACUAAACCUCCCCCAUACUAACCUCCUGUGGAAUGGCAUCAGUAGACCGGGCAGUGUGGUGCUGUAUGAGUGCAUGGAUGGAUUUUAUCAGGACAGUGGAAAUAAUAUUUCAACAUGUUUACUAUCAGGAGAUUGGGGGAAGGUAUCUGUAGAGUGCAAAGCUAAAUGUGGCCCGAUGCCCCUCCUUGAGAACUCAGAGGUGGAGUGGCAUAACAGGAGUGUUGUGAUCCACCGCUGUGUGGAUGGAUAUCACAGCUGGAGGGGCAGCAACGUCUCAGUGUGUGGAAGCUCUGGGGUUUGGGAGAUGGCUUCAUUGAAAUGUAUAGAAAUAAAGCCACCUGUCAAUCACCUAAUCGUCAUCAAUGAAAAGUGUCUGCACUGGAAAGCAGAGAAGUAUGAUGAGGACACAGAAGUUUACAAGGUGACAUAUGUUGGAUCCAGAGACUACCAGAGGUCCUUUCAUGAUCAAAGAAAGCAGUUUAUGAGAUCCAAGUCUGACCAGCUGGAACUCUGUCUGAACCUGCUCCCGUUCACUAACUACAGCAUCUCAAUCAGUGCAGUCUCUGCUGGAUUCACAGCCACCCUCACCACUAGCACCAGUUUGCCAGAGCCUCCAGCACCUAUUGUCUGCUUCCAAGAGUUUCAGACUCCUAUGCCAACUUUGAGGCUACAAAGGUCACACAACACACUUGACCCUAUAAGUUUGUACCAGGUGUUUGUGCUUCAUGUAGAGGGGAGUAUGCUGUUUGACUGCUCCUCUCCUGCGAGCUUACACUCCUUAAAGAAAAACAAGCCCUCGACAGAGUACAUCACUGCCCAGAUUGAUGUCAGACAUGUUGGGACAGAGAUGACCUUUACUGUAGGGGAUGGACUCCAGUACGGCGGCUUCUUCAAUGCACCACUGGAGAACGGCAGAAAUUAUUAUAUCAUCUUGCGCGCUGUCAGUCAGUGGAAAAAGGCUUUAAAAAGUACCUGUGUCAUGUGGGCUAAAGUAGGAGGUACAUCCUAUGCUGUGCAGGUUUCUGCUCUGUCUGCUGCUGCAACAGUAGGCACCAUUGCCUUGAUCAUUUUGGGAGGAUACAGUUUAAUCUGGUUUUUAAAGAAGAAAUAACACUCAUUGGACGACUGCUGAUGACCUUUUCUUUUGUUUGUUUGUUUGUCUUUUGUUUGUCUUUUGUUUGUUAUUAUUAUUCAAAUUUAUUGAAAAUUAAAUUUGCUUUACUGCAUAUUUGUACAUUUUGUAAGAAACACUUAAAAUAAACACUUCUUAGAAAUGUUCGAAUGUGUACUGAAUUGUAAUUGGAUGUAAAAACUGCAGUCAUUUCUGAAAUGACUGUAGUGUAUUAGGUUACAGUUCAAAAACCUUUAUGAUUUGUAAACACUUAAAAUAAAGUAAUGAGGCCUA